Rhinolophus ferrumequinum (greater horseshoe bat) is the source of this 4648-nucleotide messenger RNA. RefSeq names its product dipeptidyl peptidase like 6 (gene DPP6). The record is from RefSeq and is a predicted model, not a curated record. Gene Ontology annotation, molecular function: serine-type peptidase activity; dipeptidyl-peptidase activity. NCBI's taxonomy places the organism in Eukaryota, Metazoa, Chordata, Mammalia, Chiroptera, Rhinolophidae. The transcript has 26 exons. Gene Ontology annotation, biological process: proteolysis. The coding region runs from base 372 to 2954 and encodes 860 amino acids.
CGGCUCUCUCGGUGGUGCUGACGCUGGGGCCUAGGCAUUUCCCUCCCUUUAUGCUGUUCUGGAUGUUCCUUCCUUUCAUUAGGCCCUACGUGGCCCGGGCGAGGAGUUGAAAACAACAGAAAGGGAAAGAGAAAGAGAACACGCCCCCAGACCCCGGCCGCGGACGCCAGGGAGGGGGCCGCGGAGGCUGAGCCAGGCGGUGGCCGGCGGCGAGCGGAGUGGGAGCCGAGGAGCGGCCGCUGCCCCUUGCCUUCCGCCUUCCUCCUCUUCUUCCCUUUCCCCCUGGAGGGGGUGGGGAGCGGGAACCCGAGAGGGAGGACGCGAAAUAGAAAACCGCCCCGCAGACAACCAGCCGGAGCGCGCGGGGACCCAUGGCUUCGCUGUACCAGAGGUUUACGGGCAAGAUUAACACCUCCCGGUCGUUCCCGGCGCCGCCGGAGGCGAGCCACCUCCUGGGCGGCCAGGGGCCUGAGGACGACGGCGCGGGGCCCAAGCCCCUCGGAGCCCAGGCGACCGCGGCGGCUCCCCGGGCGCGCGGCAGCGGCGCGGGUGGCCGGCCCCGGUUCCAGUACCAGGCGCGGAGCGACUGUGACGACGAGGACGAGCUGGUGGGGAGUAAUCCCCCACAGAGGAAUUGGAAAGGAAUAGCAAUCGCACUGCUUGUGAUUCUCGUGAUCUGCUCCUUGAUUGUCACCUCAGUCAUACUGCUGACACCAGUGGAAGACAACAGUUUGUCUCAGAAGAAGAAGGUCACAUUGGAAGAUCUCUUCAGUGACGAGUUCAAAGUUCACGACCCGGAGGCCAAGUGGAUAAGUGAUAAAGAAUUCAUCUACAGAGAACAGAAAGGAAGUGUGAUACUGCGGAAUGUUGAAACAAAUACUUCCACGGUGUUAAUAGAAGGCAAAAAACUUGAAUCACUAAGAGCCAUCAGAUAUGAAAUAUCUCCAGAUAAAGAAUAUGCUCUCUUUUCAUAUAACGUGGAACCCAUCUAUCAGCACUCCUAUACUGGAUAUUACGUCCUGAGCAAAAUUCCUCACGGGGAUCCUCAAAGUCUAGACCCCCCAGAAGUCAGCAAUGCCAAGCUUCAGUACGCGGGAUGGGGCCCGAAGGGUCAGCAGCUGAUAUUUAUCUUUGAAAACAACAUCUACUACUGUGCACACGUCGGAAAGCAGGCUAUCCGCGUGGUCUCGACCGGGAAGGAAGGUGUGAUUUACAACGGCCUGAGCGACUGGCUCUACGAAGAGGAGAUUCUGAAGACCUACAUCGCGCACUGGUGGUCUCCGGAUGGCACGCGGCUUGCCUACACCACCAUCAACGACUCCCGCGUGCCCAUCAUGGAGCUCCCGACCUACACGGGCGCCGUGUACCCCACCGUGAAGCCGUACCACUACCCCAAGGCUGGAUGUGAGAACCCCAGUAUUUCCCUACACGUCAUUGGUUUGAACGGACCCACCCACGACCUGGAGAUGAUGCCACCGGACGACCCACGAAUGAGGGAGUAUUACAUCACCAUGGUGAAGUGGGCCACCAGCACCAAGGUCGCCGUCAACUGGCUGAGCCGGGCGCAGAACGUGUCCAUUCUCACCCUCUGCGACGCCACCACGGGGGUGUGCACCAAGAAACACGAGGAUGAAAGCGAAGCCUGGCUCCACAGACAGAAUGAAGAGCCCGCCUUCUCCCGGGACGGAGGAAAGUUGUUCUUCGUCAGAGCGAUCCCGCAGGGAGGCCAGGGGAAGUUCCACCACAUUGCCGUGUCCUCGUCCCAGCCCAACAGCAGCAAUGACAACAUACAGUCCAUCACCUCUGGGGACUGGGACGUGACCAAGAUUCUGUCGUACGACGAGAAGCGGAACAAGAUCUACUUCCUGAGCACAGAGGACCUGCCCAGGAGACGGCAGCUCUACAGUGCUAGCACGGUGGGCAGCUUCAACCGGCAGUGCUUGUCCUGCGACCUGGUGGAGAACUGCACCUACUUCAGUGCCUCCUUCAGCCACAACAUGGACUUCUUCCUGCUCAAGUGCGAAGGUCCUGGCGUCCCCAGGGUGACCGUGCACAACACAACAGACAAAGAAAAAAUGUUUGACCUGGAAACAAACGAACACGUACAGAAGGCCAUAGACAACCGACAGAUGCCUAAGACGGAAUACAGGAAAAUCUACGUGGAGGAUUAUAGUCUACCUGUGCAGAUUCUCAAGCCGGCGGUCUUCACGGACACCUCCCACUACCCCUUGCUGCUGGUGGUGGACGGCACCCCGGGCAGCCAGAGUGUGGCUGAGAAGUUCGAGGUGACCUGGGAAACGGUGAUGGUGAGCAGCCACGGAGCCGUGGUGGUGAAGUGUGACGGCCGAGGCAGUGGCUUCCAAGGCACGAAGCUGCUGCACGAAGUGAGGCGACGGCUGGGCUUCCUGGAGGAGGAGGACCAGGUGGAGGCUGUGCGGACGAUGCUGAGGGAGCAGUACAUUGAUAAGACGCGCGUGGCCGUGUUUGGGAAGGAUUACGGUGGGUACCUGAGCACCUACAUCCUCCCGGCGAAGGAUGAAAACCAAGGUCAGAUUUUCACCUGUGGCUCUGCUCUCUCUCCAGUAACAGACUUCAAGCUCUACGCGUCUGCAUUUUCCGAGAGGUACUUGGGCCUCCACGGACUUGACAACAGAGCAUACGAGAUGACCAGGGUGGCGCACCGAGUGGCCGCGUUGGAAGAGCAGCAGUUUCUUAUCAUUCACGCGACCGCUGACGAGAAAAUCCACUUCCAGCACACAGCAGAACUCAUUACACACCUAAUUAAGGGCAAGGCGAAUUACAGCCUACAGAUCUACCCGGACGAAAGCCAUUACUUCCACAGCGCCCCCCUCAGGCAGCACCUGUACCGCUCCAUCAUCAACUUCUUCGAGGAAUGCUUCCGGGCCCAGGACAGCGUCCCGACGGUCACAGUGAAGGAGGACGAGGAGGACUGAGCCGGGGCCGCAGCCGGCGCAGCGCGCGCCCUCCCAGAGCAGCACUGGGAACCCCGCCCCCCGCCCCCGCCAGGGCUGGGGUGGGGGGCAGGAAGCGUUCCCGUUCCGUAGCAUGUGUGUCUCGGGUCCUGAAGGCGGUUUGGCUUCAGACACCAGCUCCUUCCCGGUGGAGAUGCGGCGUGGCUCCCAGGGGCCCCAGGGACAUGGGACCAUCGUGGCGGGGCCUCCUGCUGGCCGCAGAGUGACUGGUGCCCCCCGCUCGCCCCCAGGAACACAGGACGGGCGGCAGUGAAGACUGGCAGCAGCAUGAAGCCCCACCUGCGUGGAGCCCCGCGGUCGCACGGCCGGCCGCUGUCCCCCGCGUGGGGCCCGCUAUAGCACAAUGUUAACGCACUCGCGCGGAGGUUGGCUUGGUCCUCGCUGUAACUAGGAGACGCGCACUGAAGGGGCUGUACAAAGGAUCACUGUAGCUUGGCUAAUGGUUAACCUGACGGAAUUAAUUCGUAUUUUUCUAUGGUUUUUACCUGACACUGUCUGCGGUCACGGGGUUGUUUUGCUGUGCUGUUUUUUUUUGGUUGUUGUUGUUUGUUUUCCCUUUGUUUUGCUCUGUUUUCUUCAGUCAGUGUGUAAGCCUUUCACUCCUUUAGAUGAAGAAACAGAUCAGAAGUAACUAACUGCUCUCUCCUCAAGGUCGUCUUCAGACUUCGGAGCUCUUUGAAAACACGGACGGGAAAGAAAACAUCCGAUACUAUUUACUAAAACAAGAAAAUGCAUAAAUAAAAGCUCUCUCCCAGCCAGCGGUAUUAGGAUUUGGCUUAGCUUUUCUUUGUCCAUUUACGUAUGUCCUUCGACCUAUGCUUUCCUUCCUCGAUAAGUUAUCCAGUCUUUUCAGAUGACCUUUGGUGAAAAAACAGAAGAAGACAAAGCGUUGAGUCCCCCCCCAGCUCUGUCACCUGUGCUGGGGAGACCGGAACCCUCGAGGAAAGUGUCGGCACGUGCCGGCAUGUCUCCCGUCCUGCUGCCACGUGCCAGCAGCCGUGUGGACGUUCUGUGCUGGCCUUGGAAGGUGCCCUCUGACCAUGCGUACAGCCGGCGUGCCCAUGUGUAUUUCACGUUGUAUAUAAAGACGGGCAUGUGUGCCAGGCAUUGUGCAGUGUCCCCCGCCCCUUCCACGGCCCCCAUCGUGAGUUUCGCUUGCAUGCCGACACGCUGGCUGGUCUGCACUAAAAGUGCUGGUUUGAACCAUACCGCUUACUGUCGUUUCCUCUGGAGCUUGUUCACAAGCCGAGUGUCAGUCCUGAGUUCCGCAGCUCCCGCUCCUGCUGGGGGGUCCUGGACAUCUUGCCAGCAGAGAAGAUGUGUCCAUGUUGCUUUGUGGUGUGUGGGGCUUUGGGUUUCAUCUGCGCAAGCUGUGAAUGUCAGUCUCGCGAGUCCCACUGGAAGGUGCCUAGCGGGGUUCUUUCUAAGGUGACAACGUCACCUGUUGUGAGAAGGAUCGAUGUGCCGACCGACAGGACCCCUGGGAAUGCUACGUGAUCACGCUUUUGCUGUUUCCGUGGCCUUGACCAACUGCAAAGCCGAUUAGGUCUGACAGGGACACCAGCUCUGGCCACGAGAUCUGGUAGGAGGGACACGAGAAUGUGGCAUGGUGCGUUUGUUCAUCCAUGGAAUAAAACAUUAUUUUACCACUUGGA